AUGAUCAUUCAACCACAGGUGCCUCCUGGUCAUAUAUGGGUCCAAGGAGACAAUUCAAGUAAUUCAAAGGACUCGAGAGAAUACGGGCCUAUACCAAUGGGAUUGAUUCGUGGAAAAGUAUUUUGUCGCGUCUUUCCUGAAUUCAAGAUGGUUUCGGGACGUGGGAUGAGAUUGUCGGAAAGGACGUGA
This is a messenger RNA of Synchytrium microbalum, 189 nucleotides long. RefSeq lists its product as uncharacterized. Bases 1 to 189 code for a protein of 62 amino acids. NCBI's taxonomy places the organism in Eukaryota, Fungi, Chytridiomycota, Chytridiomycetes, Synchytriales, Synchytriaceae. Gene Ontology annotation, molecular function: serine-type endopeptidase activity. The record is from RefSeq and is a predicted model, not a curated record. Gene Ontology annotation, cellular component: membrane; mitochondrial inner membrane peptidase complex. The transcript is spliced from 2 exons.